This is a messenger RNA of Cercospora beticola, 1410 nucleotides long. RefSeq names its product sphingolipid delta(4)-desaturase family protein. Gene Ontology annotation, cellular component: membrane. Gene Ontology annotation, biological process: ceramide biosynthetic process. NCBI's taxonomy places the organism in Eukaryota, Fungi, Ascomycota, Dothideomycetes, Mycosphaerellales, Mycosphaerellaceae. Gene Ontology annotation, molecular function: sphingolipid delta-4 desaturase activity. The record is from RefSeq and is a predicted model, not a curated record.
GCUUGAUGGUGAGCAUUGCUUCGCACGCUCUGUGCUUCACCGUCCAUUUCCCUGCGACCGAGACAUCAUCCGCCGCCGAGAUGUCAUCCUCAGUCACUACCGCAACCGGCUCGAAAUCACAGUCGACUCACCGCACACGCCACCAAUCCGAGAAAGAGCAGGCCUCGGUCUCACGCAUUGGAGAAGCCCAGGAUGACUUCUUUUGGACAUACACAGAAGAGCCGCACAGAACGAGGAGGCAGGCAAUAAUAAAGGCGCAUCCGGAGGUUCUGAAACUCUGCGGACCUGAGCCAUUGACCAUUCCGCUUGUCCUUGCAGUGGUUGGUCUUCAAAUCGCCUGUGCAUAUGCGCUCAGAGACAGUCCAGUGCUGUCAUGGCCGUUUCUGCUUACAGCAUACGUGAUUGGCGCUACGGCCAACCAGAAUCUGUUCCUAGCGAUACACGAGAUCUCCCAUAACCUGGCCUUCAAGUCUCCGCUUGCCAACAGGCUGUUUGCAAUUGUUGCCAAUCUGCCAAUUGGUAUCCCAUACUCGGCCUCCUUUAGGCCUUACCACUUGACUCACCACAAGUCACUCGGCGUCGACGGACUGGAUACGGAUCUGCCUACUGCGCUGGAAGCCUGGUUCCUGGACUCUGUUGCAGGCAAGGCAUUCUUUGCGACGUUUCAGAUCCUCUUCUACGCCCUACGACCCAUGAUGGUGUACAAUCUACCACUGACGAAGAUACAUGCACUGAACAUCGCAGCGCAGUUGCUGUUCGACUAUCUGAUCGUGCAGAACUUUGGAGGGAAGGCCUUGGGAUACUUCAUCAUGAGCUCUUUCCUGGCAGGGUCCCUGCACCCAUGCGCAGGACACUUCAUUGCGGAGCACUAUGUUUUCUCGCAACACCAGAGAUCGCAAGAGGCAAAGUCUUCAGAGGCCGCAAAACUGGCGCCACCACCAGCAGAGACCUAUUCGUACUACGGAAUCCUGAACCUGGUGACUUACAAUGUCGGUCUGCACAACGAGCACCAUGACUUUCCUGCCAUUCCGUGGACCAGACUAUGGAAGCUCAACAGGAUCGCAAAUGAGUUUUACUCAGAUCUGCCUUGCCACUACAGUUGGUCCGGGGUGAUUUGGCAGUUCAUUAUGGACAAGGAGGUUGGACUGUGGUGCCGAGUCAAGAGGAAGGAGGGCGGUCGCAAGGUCGGAGGUGUAGAGACGCAAGACGAAAGCCACAGACUACCUAUAGAGAUUACAAGAUAAACAGCAUUGUAAGUGCUGAUUGGCAAUAUGGUUGAUCAUAUAUGCAAACAAGUAUUAUGCAUGGUGCACACGAAAGUGAAGUGUGAAUGGCAGUCGCCUGAAACCAGAUCAGCUGAGCUGCAGCCCACCUCGGAGCUGGAAGCUCGGCUGGCGCUUGACUCAACAU